This is a messenger RNA of Thlaspi arvense, 408 nucleotides long. The record is from the annotation of a GenBank genome assembly. Lineage: Eukaryota; Viridiplantae; Streptophyta; Magnoliopsida; Brassicales; Brassicaceae.
AUGCCCAGAUUAGUCAACAUUUAUAUGUUUCGAUGCAACAACAAGAUGUUAUUUGUAACAAGUAGUUUUGUUGGUUGGUUAAUGGGUCACAUUUUAUUCAUGAAAUGGGUUGGAUUGGUAUUAGUUGGAUACAGCAAAAUAAUUAGAUUAGGUCUAAUAUCUAAUAAGUAUAAGUUCCUUGUGUCAGAAUUGAGAAAUUCUAUGGCUCGAAUCUUUAGUUAUUAUCUUAUUUAUUACCUGUGUCUCUAUUUAGGCAGAAUACCAUCAUCCCUUUUUACUAAGAAACUAAAAGGAACCUCAGAAACGGAAGAAAGGGGUGGGACUAAGCAGGACCAAGAGGUAUCCGCCGAAGAAGCUCUUUUUCCUUUCUUUUUUCGGAAGAAGGGGAGGAUCUGGACAAAUCGAUGA